UACCGAAGAUAGGUUGAGUCAACUGUCUAUCAACGAUUUUACAAUUUGGUUGCUUAGCGGCGUAGGCUGGACGUGGAAACGUGGUGACAGGAAUCAAGCAAAAAAUUAUUUCAUGCUGGAAUGCUAACCCAAACGUAAUUUAAAAGGCAGUUUAACCAUUGAUUGUCAUAUCAACAGAUGCAUUUUCUGAGGACGUCAUUACCCUGGCCCCAGGUUGCUCCUCUCACCUUCCCAAAACUCUGCCCCUGCGGUCUGUGGUCCAUAUUUUAAAUGAAGAGGAGGGCUGAGGAUUCUGGCCCAAGGAAGGAAAGACACCGGUUGUAGUUGGUUCCGGUGAUGUGCCAUGGGCUACGACGUCACCCGGUUCCAGGGGGAAGUGGAUGAGGACCUGCUGUGCCCCAUCUGCAGUGGGGUCCUAGAGGAGCCCGUUCAGGCCCCUCACUGUGAGCACGCCUUCUGCAAUGCCUGCAUCACCCAGUGGUUCUCGCAGCAGCAGAUAUGCCCCGUGGACCGCAGCGUGGUGACGCUGGCCCACCUGCGCCCCGUGCCCCGCAUCAUGCGCAACAUGCUCUCUAAGCUGCAAAUCAACUGCGACAACGCCGGCUUUGGCUGCGUUGCCGUGCUGCGCCUGGACCAGCUGCAGUCGCACCUCAGGGACUGCCAGCACAACCCCAAGAGGCCCGUCCAGUGCGAGCAGGGCUGCGGUCUGGAGAUGCCUAAAGAUGAGGUGUCUAGCCAUAACUGCAUCAAACACCUGCGCAGCGUGGUCCAGCAACAGCAGGGCAAGAUCGCAGACCUGGAGAAGGCCUCUGCUGAACACAAGCACCAGCUAGCGGAGCAGAAACGGGACAUCCAGUUACUGAAGGCGUACAUGAGGGCCAUCCGCAGUGCCAACCCCAACCUGCAGAACCUGGAGGACACCAUUGAGUACAAUGAGAUCCUGGAGUGGGUGAACUCCCUCCAGCCGGCUCGCGUCACCCGCUGGGGCGGCAUGAUCUCAACGCCAGACGCUGUCCUCCAGGCGGUCAUCAAGCGCUCGCUCAUCGACAGCGGCUGCCCGCCUUCCAUCGUCAACGACCUUAUCGAGAAUGCCCACGAGAGGAACUGGCCUGCCGGCCUGGCCACGCUGGAAACGCGGCAGAUGAACCGGCGCUACUAUGAGAAUUACGUGGCCAAGCGUAUCCCGGGGAAACAGGCGGUGGUGGUGAUGGCCUGUGAGAACCAGCAUAUGGGGGAGGACAUGAUCCUGGAGCCAGGCCUGGUCAUGAUCUUUGCCCAUGGGGUGGAGGAGAUACUAUGACCGGGCUGGGGGUGGUGGAGAGCAGAGGGGGAGACUUCUGACUGACCUGAAUUGAACAAAGGAGAGGAGGGAGCAGCGGAUGCUAUGACACGUAUGUCUGCGUACUGAAUGGCACCCUAUUCCCCAUAGGCCCUAGUCAAAAGUAGUGCACUAUAUAGGGAAUAGGGUGCCAUUUUGAAUGUAGCCUAUGACACAGCAAGAGCAGGGGAAGAUCCUAUGACAGGGUAGGUUUAAAGGAGAUGAUAUGACACCAAUAGAAGGCUUUWGAGGGAAAACUAUGACAAUCGGGGGUAUGGUAGUAUCAAGUGGGGUUGUUGGAGGGACAGGUAAAAAUUGUUGGGGGGGGGGGGGGGAGAGUCUCCAACUAAGGGUAGAGGAAAUGGAAGUGAAGGGUAAACAUCCUGAAGGAGACGCACUAAAUCAGGAUUAUCCUGCUCUCUCUGCCUUAAACACAUUUUUUAUUUAGAGAAAUUAAAACUUAACAUGGAUUGAUCAGUCAUAGGAAGAAAGAAACAAAUAAGAUUGUAGCAUAAUCUGCCUUCUCCCCGCCCCCACUGCUGCUGACAAAAUAUCCCAUUGGCUGACUAUAAUGAGAUGACUCAUCUGCCCCCUCCAUAGCUUCCAGUUAUAUAUGACUCAUAGAGAAUUAUAGAGGCCUCUAGUGGCCAAAAGUCCGUAUUAGUAUGGGCAGUGCCAUUGAGGCCGUCCACCAUUUUAAUGUAGUUA
This is a messenger RNA of Salvelinus sp. IW2-2015, 2026 nucleotides long. RefSeq names its product E3 ubiquitin-protein ligase NRDP1. Gene Ontology annotation, cellular component: endoplasmic reticulum tubular network. Gene Ontology annotation, molecular function: ubiquitin protein ligase activity. The record is from RefSeq and is a predicted model, not a curated record. Gene Ontology annotation, biological process: protein ubiquitination. Lineage: Eukaryota; Metazoa; Chordata; Actinopteri; Salmoniformes; Salmonidae.